UGCAUUAUAUCCACAACUGUAUUACUAUAAAUACAUGCCUGGAUUGCAUUUGCAAAACUAUUCUAAGCAAAACUAUUUAAGAAUGAACAAAAACGGUCAUCGUACCACAAGUGGAGGUGGUACUUCUUCAGCUUACACUGGUGUCCGCAAGAGGAAAUGGGGCAAAUGGGUGUCUGAGAUUCGUGAGCCUGGGAAGAGUUCCCGGAUUUGGCUUGGGAGCUUUGAGACACCUGAAAUGGCUGCAUCUGCCUAUGAUGCGGCGGCAUUUUACUUAAGGGGUGAUUUAGCCAGGCUCAAUUUCCCAGAAAGGGUGAACGAGCUCCCAAGGCCAGCUAGCUCAAGUGCAGAAUGCAUACGCAUGGCGGCUCAAGAAGCAGCCUUGCAGCUCAGGCCUGCCAUGCAUGAAUAUGAGCAAGAGAAGGGUGGGUCAAGCUCAAGCCACACAGUGCCUACAAACAUCGGACUUUCACCUAGCCAAAUUCAAGCUAUAAAUGAUUCUCCACUUGAUUCCCCGAAAUUGUGGAUGGAAUUGACUGAUGCUCUUAUGGCAGAUCAAAGAAUGUAUUUUUCUAACGCUAGUAACUCUGAUCAUAUGGGUGACUGGGAAGAGAUACCAGACUAUUCCCUAUGGGAUGCUUAGGUAACAAAACAUUAAACCAAUUUAUUAGGAAGA
Erigeron canadensis is the source of this 673-nucleotide messenger RNA. Its product is annotated as ethylene-responsive transcription factor ERF021. The transcript has a single exon. NCBI's taxonomy places the organism in Eukaryota, Viridiplantae, Streptophyta, Magnoliopsida, Asterales, Asteraceae. The coding region runs from base 35 to 640 and encodes 201 amino acids. Gene Ontology annotation, molecular function: DNA-binding transcription factor activity; DNA binding. The record is from RefSeq and is a predicted model, not a curated record. Gene Ontology annotation, biological process: regulation of DNA-templated transcription.